Molecule: messenger RNA, 2779 nt
Organism: Eurytemora carolleeae
Lineage: Eukaryota; Metazoa; Arthropoda; Copepoda; Calanoida; Temoridae
Gene: bora
Exons: 8
Coding region: 23-1846 (607 amino acids)
Biological process (GO): activation of protein kinase activity; regulation of mitotic spindle organization; regulation of mitotic nuclear division
Cellular component (GO): nucleus; cytoplasm
Molecular function (GO): protein kinase binding
Source: RefSeq, a predicted model, not a curated record
CCAGAAGAAUGAGUUGUUAAAGAUGGAGGAUCAGGUUGAGACGCAGGAUGAGCAGGGGUUCUGGAGCAGAGCACAGAAACCUCUUCCUGUUCAGAGGAUUCUCAAGGAGACAGGACAGAAUAGACGGAACAAACCUACAAUCAAGGUUGCUUCCUCCUCUCCGAAACAGUCCAUGCAUGAUAAGGAAAACGUUCAAGUUCUAACCAAGAUAGCGGAGAAGAGAUUGGUGUCUCUGAGCUCCCGAAACAUGAGUAAGGAAUUGUGUGAGACCAGUGAUUGGGUGGUUCAAGAAGCCUUAUCCAGUACACUUGCAGUACAGCAGUCAUGCUUGAGUACUCCAGAGAGAUUAAAACCGUCCCUAUUCUCUGCAUCCAAUCUUAGUUGCAUCAGCUUACUAGUCAAUGCAUCAAAUUCACCUCAGGAUUGUAACUUAAAAACACCAAAUAGAAGAGAAGGUUUAGUUAAUUCUGGUGUUUUCAGCACCCCUAGUACAGGAACAUCUUGCAGUAAAACCCCGAGCUCAAUUCGGACACCAAACACAGACUCAAGCGGUCACUCUGGUAUUCGAUACAAUCCGUUUGAUAAUCAUCAAACCUAUGAUUCCCUGAAGCUCCCAACCUUGUCUCCGAGCGUGUUUAACGUCGUCCUCUCCCCGUCUAGCGAGGAUACUGUAAACGGAAGGUUCUGGAGCAUAGAACAGCAAGCAGACCUGUAUCCAACUUCAAUAUCGGACGAUUCUCCGUUAAAACAAUCAAUCCGCCAUAAAAACUAUCGAGAGGAGUUGGGAUCUAAGGCCCAGGAACAGAUAGAAAUAUAUUUUCAAAACUAUCAUGAUAUCACCUCCCCUCCAGAACUUGCUCCCACCGGACCUUUAUUGAUAGAAAGCCCGGACGCGUCCUACACCCAUCCGGAGUCAGGGAACUCGUCUAAAUGGACCCAGACCUGUAUCACUCUCCCCCCUGUUCUACCUCCCCAGGUGGAGCAGGUUCUGCGACAGUUUAAUUUUAUCACGGAUAUAUCCGAGGAACCAAACAAUCUGUCCAACUCAACAUUGCGCCGUAAACUGUUUAAUGUUGAUAUGCUGAGCGAUGAGUCCCAACACCAGUCUUCCUCAGAGGAGGAGGAGGAGGAUUCUCCCUGCAAGUUGAUGACUCCAGGAAAAGUCCUAAGAACCCCUGUCACUUCUAAAAGUACUAAUAGCGCUCAAUGGAGUAGUUCUCCUUUGAGAACCCGACUCCGAACCUCGUUCUCCUCUGCGGAUCUCCACUCUCCAAUGUUCUCUCCAAUAGCGAAGGAUCGUGCCUCCCGGAGCCUGAAUCAGUCCGAUGAUGAGGACCUUGAACCUGAACCUUGUAAUAAGCGAGAGUCCACGGUUUCAGGUUUGGACCGAAGUGAGAUGUUCAAAACUGCUGAACUCCUGGUGUUCUCCGAACCUGAUGAUGAGCAAGAUAUUGUGGUGGAUGAGACUAGAUUUUACAUGGAUACAGAUAGUAAUAGUGGAGUAGGUUGGGGUCUAACCCUACCUAGUCUAGCAGAGGAUAGUAAUAUAAAUACAGAGAGUAGAGUAGAUACAGGAUAUACAACCAGUACAAUAUCUUCAAUUCAUCCUUCAAACCUUCAGGAAUCUUCGGUUAACCCUUCUCUGCUGAAUAUGGAUAGUGGUAUGUCGACUAGUCAACAACCAGACCUGACCGUCAGUCUCAUUCUUCCCCAGCAUCAACCACAGUUAUUUAAUCCGGGAUUUAAUCCGCCAGCUAAUCCCGUUCUCAUGUCAUACGCAGCAGAAGCUACCAACGAUAUAUCAGUAGGAUUCCCUUUAGGUUCGUCAACACCCACUAGACGGUAGAUCAAUACCCGACGUACCCUACUCAUUCAAAUAUAUAUAUAUGGGUUAAAAAUAGACCUGAUAACAUGUUAAAUAUACUAUUUUAUAUGGACGACAUUUUGAGUUAUAAAAUACAAAAGGUUCAGAAAAGCUCAUAUUUUCAAAUAUUCAUUCCUUGAGUAAAAACUCCUUAAGAAUUGAAACGAUAAAUUAUCAGUCAAUUCAUUUUCCGGGAGAUUUUAUGUACGCAAGAAUCUACGCCACGUCCUUGGUUUGUUUUUUGAUAUUUUGCAGGAAAAUUCAUACUGUUUGGGAAUGUGAUAGAUGAAACUUUUACGCUUUAUGAAUUAAUUUAGUUAUUUUAAAUUUUUAAGAAAUCAACUCUUUUGUUCCUUUUUCAUGCUUGAACUAUGCUUUAGAAGUGUUAAAUAGGCCUUAAAUUAUGAUGCUAACUAAAAAUGUUCGUUUUAUCAAUGAUUUAUUAGUACUGUUUUAUUCUUCCAAAGGGAAAAUUACUUAUUUUGCUUAGGAUCCAUUUCACUUUGGUGCAAAUCUGGAUCUUGGAACCCUUCAGAGAUAAGGAAAUUUUUUAUUAAUCUCUCCUUUGUUAACAAUUUUUGAUUUGUGUUUUAAGAGGAAAACUUGGUUUUGGUUGAUAUUUGUCUUGGAUCCGGAUCCGUUGUUGCGGACCCACGUAUCUGGAUCCUAAGCACUGGUUUUAAUGUAUGCAUGUAUGUAAAUUCUAAAGCUUUCAAGAUGAAGAUUGAAGAUACAUGCUGUAUAUAGAUAGUUAGAUAUUGUGACCUUUUCUACAAAUGUAAUAGUAAAUUUUGUUUGUUUAUUAACGCUAAACAUAUUAACAUUUAUUUAACUUAAUGUAUUUUGAUAAUCAUGACCCUUUUCAUUUUCCAGUACAAAAUUACAUUUUUCUGAUGAAAUAAAAACUUAUGAAUA